Molecule: messenger RNA, 14324 nt
Organism: Pocillopora meandrina
Lineage: Eukaryota; Metazoa; Cnidaria; Anthozoa; Scleractinia; Pocilloporidae
Source: the annotation of a GenBank genome assembly
AUGGCGUUUUUGCAGAUUUGCCGUCGACAUCGGCCAGUCUUUGGUGCAGGUUAUUCCUUGGAGCGUUUAUUGACAGGAAGAAGUUCCUUCAGCUCCUGUUUUUUACUACAUCACAACGUAGAGUUUGCGCCCACGUGUUUAGGUAAGAAUUCUGUAGACUAGAAUAUUCUUGUGUUUCAACCCUCACGUGUUGGCAGCUUGGUUGUGCAUUACAUUACUACUACUGACUAGUUUGUGCCAAUCGAAGCAAUGUGAAUUAAACGAUUACGAAAUGGAGAUUCUCGUGGAGCUAAGCAAAUUGAUUUUGUAUCACAGCAGAAUUUAAUCAGAAUAUGCAUAAUAUCGUGUCAUUCACACGUGUUAGUUCGAUCGUGACAUGUACACCACUUACUUUGCAAUUACGUUAUGAUUACAUGUAUGUCUUUUUGAAUGCGAAGAUUUACUUCUGUCUCCGGGUUUAAUUUUAGUGUGAAGUGGUUGUAAUUCAUAACUUCAUUGGUUUGUUAUUACAUGAAUUUAAAUAGCACUUUUGUUAAUAAUGUGCUGGCUAACGAUAAUAUCGGCAUUUAAACCAACUACGCAUACAUUAUUGUACAUCUCUAACCACAGUGUCCUAUAGAGGUCCUAAGUUCCUCAAGUGCAAAAUACAUUAAUCAAUAUGGAUAUCUGUACUUGUAUGAUGUGGUAUUAUGUUUGGUACAUUUUAACCUUUCUCUGUCUAAUGUUGUUAAAUGCAGCUAAGAGGAACUUGAAGAAAACCUUGUUAGGGCCAAGGUCAAGUAAUCAGCUGCUUACUUGCCUGUUUACUACUCAAGCAUAUCCUCUUCAACAACAAAAUGCCAUCCAGGUUACAAAUUAUGAGUCUUCGACUGACAACGAGCCAACACACACAAAGAAGAAAAUUAAAGCCACAGGAAAUAACACAAAGAAAAAGAAUGUGAAGAAAAGUGAGGCAGUAAAAAUAGUGAAUGACACUGUGAAAUCAAAUGGAGAUGAGAACAUUAUCAAAGAAAUCAGUAAUGAAGUGAAAAAUCAGCUGAGUUCAGCUUCAAAAUUAACAUUACCUGUAAUGAAGAAAAUUAAGGGAAUAGAGAGUAGCAAAGCAAAAUCAAGAAGACAAAGCACUGAUAUUGUUUGGCCAAAUGUGAGUAAAGAUGACUUUAACACUAAAAAGAAAGUGGAUCAAGUGUCGGUUACAAAUAGAAAAGGACAGCUCAGUGGAACAAACAAUACAAAAGCAAAGAAGAAAUCUGAUCCAUCAAAAAAAAUUAUGGAAACAACAACCUCUCCAGUGAGUGGUGUAAUUAAUGAUAAUGAAACUCACUCUUUAGAUUAUAGUCCAGAGGUUGUUUUAAUUGAAGCAGAGGAACAUUUCCAUGAACAAAGUAAAUUUGAGGACAUUGACGGCAGCGUUGAUCAGCAUGUAUGCAAUGUGGAAGUACAAGGGGAUGUGGCAAAACCUCUCUGUGGAAAUGCACCUGGAGAAUAUUUUGAAGGACCUGCAAAAUACAAAGACGGAACUCCAGGAGGAAGAUUGUUCAAAGAGGAGACUUUGGCUGAAAUGGAUGCAUACCUUUACCUUGGAAAAGUAAGUUGUCAACCAGAGUUUGAAUUUGUAAUUCUUCUUGAUGGAGACUCAGGGAUCUGACAGUUACUUUGCUUGGCACCUGAGUUUGGAAGGAGUGGGUCAACAUCAUGUUUUCAUGUCAUGGUUUAGUAUUUGUGGGAAAGAUUCUUUAGUCCUACGGUUUACUCCUAACUGGAGUAAACCCAUACAGUGUUGGCCUUCGAGCUUGAGAGUAGACUUGACUAACUGUCACUACUUUUAGACCACUCACCCUCUGAUACUGCUUGCCCUCUGUUUUAACCAAGGGUGUCCCAUUCUAAUUUUAAUCAACAUUCUGUUUCAUUUGAGAACAGUUAGAAACAUUAUGUACUGUGUGUAAAAAUCAAUUUUUCAUGUGGUUUGUUGAAUAACAAAGGACACAAACCUGAUGUGGGAUCAUAUACUGCAAUUAUACUACAUGUGUAUUUCCAAUCAGAUCCAUAAUUUCAAAAUUGUGGCUACUGUUUUAGUGGAAUUAAAAAUUGUACUGUCUGUAUAUGUUUUCAAAUUGACUGGUUGGUCAGCUAGAAUUAAUGUGUCGAAGGGGGCCUUAAAAUGUGCAUACUGAUCAUUCCUAAACGUCGAUUUGAGGUAAGAUGAAAUAUAUCACAGCAAACUACACAAUCUACAUAGCGGUAUAUCAUUUUUUUUUUGGCAUAAAAUGUUUUGAAGGUUUCAAUAUACUUGGAUGUACUGAUCAGUGCCCUUUUCACUCCCUAGCCUAAGGAAGCAGAAAAGUUGUUCAACAGAUAUUUGCGAAUGGGUAAACGGUUUGAAGUUGACACUUUCAACAAAUUGCUUCAUGGUUGGGCUCAGAAAGGCAACAUCAUGAGCAUCAAGUUUUUGUGGAAUUUAUUGAACACUGAAGGACUAGAACCUGACAUGGGAACAUAUGCUGCAUUGCUACAUGGCUAUGGAAAAUAUGGCAAUAAAGAAGGAGUGCAAACAAUUCUUGAUGAAAUGAAACAAAAGGUUAGCAAAUGAAUACAACUUGUACUUACAUGUACAUGUGUCUUCAGUCAAACAGUGCAAUACCUGAAUAUGAAAGUGAUCUUCGCAUUAGCAGUAGUAAAAAUAAGGCCUUAAGAAAAACUUCAGGCCUGUAUGGGAUAAAUUUUUUUGGCUUUUAUUUUUACAAUUACUGUUUAUAAGUAGUGUUCAUAACUGCAAAGAUCACUUUCAUCUUCAUUUCUUAAAAACCACAGUUCACAUAUAUGAUUUCAUGUAUUCACAUUUGUUAGUACAAUACCUGUGCAUUAUUUUUUAUAGGUGUUAGCCUAUUAACUCACAUGAAUUACCAAGACAGAAUUUCUUUGCAACAAUGAUACAAUAUCAAACAGACAUGUGAUGAGAAUAGAGAAAAAUAUCAGUGAGAGGAUUAUCAAUUGAUCCAAUACCAAAAUCUGUGAAGUAACAACAUGAGAUCUUGGAAAUGGAAGGGUUAAUAGCACUGUUCACUUGCAUGUACAUUUGUAGGAAUUUGGUCAUGACAAUUCUAUAAUACUUAUGUAAAUUUGAAAAGGAAGAUUGCAAUUUGGCACCUAAUUCCCAUCCAGUUUUUUUUAUUUAUUUAUUUAUUUAUUUUGUUGGAUUGAAGAUACAUGGAAAAUUUUUGAAUCGUUUUACUUUCCAGGGUUUUUUUGUGCAGGAACUUCUGUGGAAUUAGGAUUACUCAAAACAUCUGUAAAAAUUAGUACUUACCAAAUACUUGUGCUGCUUUUGGAGGGUUCAAGAGGUUGUUUCUACAUAAUGUUAUGUUAUUUGUGUUUCUCUGCUUUUAAACACCAAUUUCAAUUAUGAUAGAUGACAACAAAAGCUGGGCUGUGGGUUUGAUUGCUUGGGAUUGAUUUAUUACUAGCAUUUGUGACUUAGAUACUUUGUGUUGUCCACAGGAAUUUGAUGUCAACAAUAUAUUCAUAAAAUGCUGCCUGACAGAACCUCAGGCCAAGGGAGUUUCUAAUGCAAUAAAACUUGUGGAUCCUCACUUCCAACCAGUUGUUAAGGAAGCACAUAAUCAGAUCAGAUACCCAUCUCUGUUAAAAUUGUGGUAUUCUGACAGGGACAACUUGGAUAUUAAACUGAAAAGUGUCCCUGGUAAACUUGAAAGAGAACUAGAUGAAUCCAGACUUCAAGAGCUCUUUGAGGAACAAAUAUCGAGGGAACUUUCAGGAUUCACACCAAUCAUGUCAAUUGAAGAUAACAAGGAACAGAAUACAGAAAACCAGAGGCUGAAGGAAAUGUUCUUGGACUGUCGUAGCAAGUGGAAGGAAGCCCUCAUCAAGACCUUUGACAAUGAAAUGUACAAAACCAGAUACUCAAGAGGUGUGAGGAUUUUAACAUCCAUUCAAUAUUUUUUUGUUCGCUGUUCUGUGAUAUACAAUUUUCUAAACUUACAUCCCACGUGAUGAACUUAUUCCUACAAGAGCUAAUUCAUGUGUAGAGAGCAUUUUGCAGUUGUUGGAGAUGAAGAGAAAUACUUGUUCAUUUGUAAAGUUGCUCUGCAAAGCCAAUAUCCAUUUUCAUCCAUACUGUUAGCUGUUUUCAAACAUUUGGUUUCAUAUGCUGGGAAAAUAUUUAAAGGGCAAUCAUCACAACCGCCUUCAUUUAGCUUGAAAUUUAUCCCAGAAAUCUAUCCCUGACCAAUGUCUGUUGCAGGAAGCUCACAGUGUUCCUUGAGGUUCACCCACAGAAAACUGUUUGCAUCUCAAAACGUGCAAUGUCCACAUGCCAUACAUAUAUUUAGAAGAGAGCAUACAUGUACUUUCAGGCAGUUGUUUGUAAACUAUUUAGCUAAAUUAUUAUAUUUCAUGCUUUUUUUGCGAUCAAAUUAUAAUUAUGUGAGACUUACGUACUGCUCUAUAGCUGCUGACUUAAUCAACACAAUCUUCUUUCCUCCCCCUUCUACUCUAUACUGAGAUGAGAAAAGCUAAAACUGAUCCAUCUUACUCUUAUCCCUUUACACCCAAACAUCAGUAUGCAUAUUCUCCUUACUGGUUUUUAUGCAUUUCCUAAGGUGUUGACAAGGAGAAUUUGUUUAACAAUCAAGAGCUUUAUAGUUAGUGAUCAUAUCCUUUAUUCUUGCAACCUUAAUGUUUGAUUUGGGGGUGAUAUUGUACUGAAAGAUUAAAAUACAUUGUACCAGGCACUAUUAAGAGUCAAAGGAUUGAAAGUUUACUGAGUCCUUUAAUUGGUAUUCAGUGUUGAAAUUUGAUGACUUAUGAUCAAAUUUAACCCUUUAACUCCCAAGACUCCUCACUGCCUGCUAAUUGAUUCUCAUUAUGUUACUUUGGAGAAUUUGGUAUUGGAUCACUUAGUAAUCCCAUAAGUGACAUUUUUCUUUCUUCUCGUCACUUGUCUGCAUGAUAUUGUAUAGAUGUAGUAAGGAGAAAGUCUGUCUUGAUCACUCACGGGAGUUAAAGGGUUAAGUAUUUACUCUAGCAUUCUAGGUACUUGUACAUACUUGUAGACAAUUGUUUUGAACAAGAUUUAUUAUUUUUCCACAGGAAAUCGCAUACCUCCAAAGCAUGCUUCGUUCUUCCAAGUCUUUGAACCUGAUGAGCUUGCAGACAUCAUUUUGGACACCAUUGUGUUUUAUGUCAAAGGGCGCAUUGAAGGGGUGCCUUUGUAUGGUAUCAGUGGAGAAUUAGGUUCAGUGCUCAAUACAAAAUACAUUGUGAAACACAGAGUGCAGUCAGGGAUGUUAGACAAGGUACAUUGAACUGAUUUACUUAGUAUGUCAGGGUAGUGGCCAGCCUAUGGACCUCUAAGCCCAGGCCUAAAAUUUUUUACCUCCUUCUUAACUUUUAGAAUACGAGUCUUGCAAAGUUUGAAACAAAAAUUGAACUUUCUUAGGGUACAGGCCUACGUGUGCAACAAGGGGAGAAGCUGGCUAUGCCCCUGUAUGAGUUAAUCAUACUUACAAUACUCAAUCAAAUAUGAGAGUUCAAGCCCUCUAGCAAAAUACAGUUAAUCAUUAUUUUGUUUAUGAUUCCCAAGCUGUUAUGCAGAAUUCCCUGGUCAAAUUUUGAUGCCUUAGCUUUUUUUUUCAGAUUUCAGAGUAGACCCAUAAUAGCAUGGAAUCUACAGUGUAUUUGUUAGGAAGCACUUUCUCCUAUUUCUUGACACCAUUCUCUCGCUUCUAAAUUCCGUGAUAAUCAGUACUAAAUAAUUGCAAAAAAUAAGGGGAUUUUGAAAACAAGAAGUGUUUUGUUUUGUCUGGUGAAGUUUUCAAGGGAAGCUGAGUAGCAUGGAAUGUUUAGGUUUUUUUUAAUGUGCUAUUUUAAUCUUUCAGAUGAAAGCCAUAUAUCUUGACUAUUUCUCAUAUUUAAUGGAUGAAAAAGUUAUGGCAACAAAGAUGGCACGUGAGUUUUGGGAUGAGAUGGAUGAUAUGUUACCACUUGGAGGAUCAUUGGAACAGGAUGUUCCAAACUGGCCUUGGGCAGCAAAAGUUGUGGUAUGUACAUGAAACACAAUUCUUUAAUUCUUUGAUUCAGAUCAGUGUUUCUAAACACUGACGGCAUUAUUAUCAAAAGUAACUACGUUUAGGAGUAGCUGAACACUCUAUCAUUGGAGAGUUUCCCUACAAUGAAUUUCAGUCAGUGGUAAAAGUAUCCUCUGGCUGGUCAGUGAGAUGCAUUCCUUGACAAAGUCCUUUGAUUUAAGGAGUUCUUGUUCAAACUCAACCCUUUAACUCCCAAGAUUCCAUUAGUAGUUCUCCUUAGUUAGUGUCUGCCAUACAGUUCUCAUGAUGUUUGUUUGGAGAAUUUGGUAUUGGAUCAACUUAUAUUCCCUUAAUUUAUAUUUUUCUUUAUUCUCAUCACUUGUCUGCUUGAUAUUGUAUUGAUAUUGUGAGGAGAAAUUCUGUCUUGGUCACUCAUGGGAGUUAAAGGGUUUAAGUGCCUCCUUCCCCACUUUGAACCUGAAUGGCAAAUAACCCUUUACACCUUAACAUCAUUGUCCAUUUUCUCCAUACUCUACUCUAUACAUUUCCUUUGGUACUGACAAGGAGAAUUUGUUGAACAAUCAAAGCUUUGUAGGCUGGGAAUCAUUUCCUGUAUUCUCAUGAUCUUAAUGAAUGCUUCAGCAGUAUACUGUAAAGAGAAAUUAGAUGCUAGGGACUCUUAGGGUUGAGUAUUAGAUGCUAUUUUCUAAGUUAUUAUGAAGUGUUUUGCUGAUCUAUGAUAUAUUAUUGACACCAUCAAAUAUUGCAUACUUCUUCAGUUUGGCUGUUCACUGGUAGAAUGCUUCCUCAAGACAGCGCAAAUCAAUGUAAAUCUCUUCAACAAUGGUCCUGAGAAGAUGCUUCCAGCUUUUUAUCACACGUAUGAAUUUAAAAUGGACAAGAGGUAUGGAGUGUUGAAACCUCAUCCAAUAGUUUGCAAAUUGUUCAAGGGGUACCUGGCAAAGCAAGGGGAGAUUUCCAUGGAAACAACCUCAGUGCCAAUGUUGGUGCCACCUCGGCCUUGGCGUGCUACUAAGGAUGGGGCUUACCUCAUUUUACCAGGUUUGAAAAAUAUUUGAGAUAUUCCUAAAAAUUAUGAUUUUAUCAAUUCAUUCAUCAAAAAAAUGCCAUGUUAGGGACUCUUAUGACCAUCCCUUUUAAGUACAUCGAAAACAUUUUAGAUAAGUAGAUAUUCAGAUAUAUAGGUGGAGCAUAUCGUGACAUCCCGAUUAACGGCUGCGGAGGAGGCUAUCCAUUGAUCAGUCUAAGUCUGUCUCAGUCUCCUUCACAACCGUUGUUUGGUCUCGUCACGCAACCGCUCUCUUUCACACCUGGAAGAGAACGCGUUGCGUGACAAGACUAAACAACGGCUGUGAAGGAGACAAAGUCAGUCCUUUCCCAAAGUUGAUUUGUCUGUUUGAGGAUAAUGAUAAAAAAACCAAUCAUUCGUUGUGUUUUUUUCACAGUUGAGCUCAUUCGCAGCACCGGCGAUGAAGAUGGUCAAUAUGACAAACUUCUGGAAGAAAAGACAAACAAAGAGGAUUUGGUGGCCAUAUUUGACUCGCUGAAUUUUCUUGGAGGAUGUGCAUGGAGAACAAACAAACGAAUCUUAGAUCUUGCCAUCCACAUGUUCAACAACGGCGGAAAUGAGGACUUAGCAGUACCAGGGCCUGUUAUUCAACCGGAAGUGGAUUCCAUAUCAUCCAAGUGAGUGUUGGUUCAUGGCCAGGUUGUUCAAAAUGCGGUCGAGUUAACCUUGGCUUAGAGUAAAUUUAAGUUUGGUUUGUAGAUUUUGGUUAACUUUGAAGAAAAGGUUACUGUUGACAUGGUUUUUAACUUUCUUCAGUUUUUUCAGCAAUGAAACCUUGAAAAAUUUUAGUAAAAAUAGACCCUUUUGUGCAAGAGUCGCGUACAUAAUGCGAUAAUCUCUCUAGAGAGUCAAUUAUUUCCAGCUGUUGAUGUUGAAUUAAAUAUAUAAAAUACCGUAAACUGGUUUCCUGAUUUUGAAAAAGUAUUAAAAAACGAAACUCUUAUUUAUGUUCUGUUAGAGGCUUUCAUCAUUUCCUUUCAUUUCACUCUUUGUUGGGUGAAAUGUUUAAUUGCAGGUUGGAUGAACUUUUGUCUAUGUGGAACCAUACUAGAAAUUUUCAUUGAAUUAUGAGAUAUUUUUACAUAGGUUUUAUUAAUUCAAUACAUCGUACCUCUCACAGUCUGUAUCAUUCAUUCCUCAGGACAGACGAUUUACAAGAGAAAAACAAAUUGGUACGUGAGAGGAGAUUAGCUAAGAAGGUGGCUCGUGAACAAUAUUCUCUGCGCAUGUCCGCGCUGUAUAAACUUUCUGUCGCAAAUCAUUUUCGUGAUCACGUGUUCUGGCUGCCAAUCAAUCUGGACUUUCGAGGAAGAGUGUAUCCCAUUCCCCCACAUUGUGCGCAUGUCGGUGAGUACUUAUUCUGCUUUUGUACGUUACGAAAAACAUUUGGGUCAUUUUCUGCAUCACACACUCUACUUGUGGGUUCGAAACGCAUCAGGUUUCACUCGUCCAUUGGAAAAGUACCUUUAACCCUUAAAUCUAAGACUGACUAGCUUCUAAUUUCUGCUUACCAUAUCAUCCCUGAGUCAAACCAUUUGACGAAGCUGUUGAAUGUUUCACAAAUUCUCCUUUUUAGCACCUUAGGAAAUGUAUAAAGAAUAGUAUGGAGAAUAUGAUUACUGAUGUAAGGUGUAAAGGUUAAACCGAAUAAGAUAGACGGUGAAUUUUUUCCUCCGCAUCAAUAAUUUCGAACAAUCCCUGUGUCUGGUAUCAAGGCUUUGAUACCAGAUUUUUUUGAUACGAUUAUUUUUCUUCUUAUCAUUUCGUUUGUGGGCGUUUUCCUUCUUAACCUUAAUUUUAUUAACUUUGUCUCUGUUAAGGGGAUGACUUAAGCAGAGGAAUGCUUCAGUUCGCUAAAGGAGUUCCUCUGGGAGAGAAGGGCCUGGACUGGCUCAAAAUACAUUUAGUGACGUUGCACGGUGCCAAGAAGAAAUCUUCUUUGCAAGAACGUUUGGAUUACGCCAAUGAGAUCAUGGAUGAUAUAGUGGAUUCUGCUGAAAACCCUCUGAUGGUAAAUACACCAAGAGCAGAGAAGAAUUCUGAUUGGUUAUCGAGGGUGAAAGUUAACCUAUCAGCUGUAGCGGACGUUGAUCAAGAAGCUGUCGUCUCGAAAUUCAAUGAGCUUUUGGGAUCUGAUAGCAAAUUCUCUACAAUUUUAAGUGAUGUAUAUUUUCCUGCAAAAUUACAAUGAGAGCGAAUUUCAAUAAGUGCUCGUAAUAAUCCAGGAUUACAUUGGUUUUGUUUUAUUUUUACUUUUGCUUAUUGUUUGGUUCUAUGAAAGCCGAGAAGAACUUAGAGGGUUCUCUCCACUUUAGCGAGGGUUGACACUGAUGUUCAGAUAAGGCAUUUUUUCAUAUCUGUGCCCUUGGUGGUAACGUUCCUUUCCCGUUACAGGGUCGAGGCUGGUGGAAGACAGCUGACGAUCCGUGGCAAACGCUGGCCACUUGCAUGGAGAUCGUAGACGCUAUGCGGUCCCCAGACCCCGCGCAGUACAUUUCCCAUCAGCCAGUGCACCAGGAUGGUUCGUGCAAUGGUUUGCAGCACUACGCUGCCCUGGGCCAUGAUAGUUAUGGCGCAAAGCAAGUCAAUCUGAUGCCUGCUGAUCGACCUCAAGAUGUUUACGAGGAGGUAUUUUAAAACAAACCGUUCUUUCGCCAACUAAGAUUGUUUUAAACCUUUCACUCCGUAGAUCUCAUAAGUAAUUCUCCUUACUGUCUGCUAUAAAAUUCUCGUGAUGUUACUUCGGAGAAUUUGGUAUUGGAUGAACUAAUAACCCCAUAAGUGAUAUUUUUGUCUCUAUUCUCAUUACUUGUGCGUAGAAAUUCCGUCCAGAUGUCAUGGGAGUAAAAUGGUUAAAACUACCUUUAACAUUAAUCGCGUUAAGUCUUAACAGAAGCUUGUAAAUAAUAUGUGAAGGUAGUAAUGUGUCUGUGGAUGGACAUUAGGGACGGCAACGCCAGAAAAGUCCAUUCAAAAAUGAAUUUAAAUUUAUAGUUCGAAUUUCGUAAAUGGCUGACUGUGUUUACCGUCUCUAACGGCGCCACACCUCAACUUCAGUUUAACGUAUGUGAACAGCGUUGAAAUCCAUUUAGAAACUUAAAUAAUUUGCCGUUUGGCUUACCGUACACAGAGCACGGAAACUGUGUUGAUUUCUUGUUGUUGUAGUAACGAGGACGGCUUAGAAAUGUACAAAAUUCUAAAGCACACCUACUUAGCUAUUGUUCUACUCAUUUGAUCUUUUGUAUCGCCACGUUUUCCUUUCCAUUGCCGUCUUGGGUUGCUUAAGGUGCGUACUCACUGAGCCUCGCAUUAAGGCUGUUAGCAUAUUACGGUGAGCGCUCGCCAAUAACCAAUUUGGCCAGGUUGUUUUUCCGAACUUAGCGUCAUUUUAAGUUCAAUUUUUUUUUUCAUUCUCGUUUUAAAUGGUUCCUCUCAAGGUUCUCUAGAUUCUCUCUCUUAGACUCUUCCUAUGACUGGUCAUACACUGUGGUUUUCUUCUUGGGCACUCCAUAUAAAUUGUUCAUUUCAACUUAAAUUGAAGCAUUGGUUUGUGAGUUUAGGAACUUGAUAUGUGUAGAACAGACUAAAUGCCCUAAACUGCACAACAUGUGUUCUAUUACUUGUUUUCUCUCCUGUAGGUAGCAAAACUUGUCGAAGCAACUCGAGCACGUGACGCUGCCGACGGUAACGAAAUUGCUAAGGACCUGGAAGGAAAAGUCACGCGCAAAGUGGUUAAACAAACAGUGAUGACUAUCGUUUACGGCGUCACUUUCGUCGGCGGCCGACUACAGAUCGAGAGACAAUUGCGAGACUUAGAUAUGGACCCGAAGCUGGUUUUUAAAUGUUCUCAUUACCUGGUGAACAAGGUUUUUGCCAGCAUCGGAGAGAUGUUUACAGCAGCAAGUGCCAUUCAGGUUGGUUUUGUUUUAGAGAUACUUGGUGAACACUACGCGAAUUGAAAAGUGAUUUUGUUUUCCCCAGCCUUCGCGUGAGAUGCAGAACUCAGAGAACAGAGAUUUAUCGUUUUUUUACCAUUUUUUUCCAUUUUGUACCAUUUUUACCGUUUUUGAGAAAUAUUUUUGCAAACUAAGUCCAGUGCCAUACGAAGAAACAUUUCGUGAGGAUUGCAAACAUUCUUGGGCUGUUACUGCAUUAACUGAGCUGCGUUGUAAUGAUCAUGAAAGGUAAAGGACUCUUAGUUGGUCUCAGGUUGGCAAAAAAUAGAUGAGACCUACACAUCCUGAGACUUACUUAACCCCAUGAUGUCUCCCACGAGUGACCAAGACUGAAUUUCUCCCAACUGUAUCAAUACAAUACCAAGCAGUCCAGUCAUGAGAAUAAAGAAGAGUAUCAAUUUGGGGAUUAUUAGUUGAUCCAACGACGAAUUCUCAUAACUAACAUAAGAAUUUUAAGGCAGACAGUAAGGAGAAUUACUAAUGAGAUCUUGGGAGUUAAAGGCUGAAACAGUGUCGAUUUAAAUCUACUUCAUGUGUCCUUAAUUUAACCCAGGGAAUAGAGACACUUUCUAGUAAGCUUUUAGGUUUUUUAUUAUUUUAUUUUAUGUUUUUAUGCUAAUUACAAGUUAAUUCUUUUUCUUGCAGAACUGGUUUGCUUCAUCAGCCACACAAAUCGCCUUAGUUGGUCACUAUGUAGACUGGUACACUCCCCUGGGCCUGUAUGUCAGACAACCUUACUGCAAAAAGCCUGUUAGACACUCCAUAAAAACUAAUCUUCAGUGGUUGCUGCUAAAAGUGAAAGGGCUUCCUGAUAUUCCGCCCGACUCGCGGAAACAGCGCGGGGCCUUCCCGCCAAAUUUCGUUCAUUCCCUAGACUCCACGCACAUGAUGCUUACCGCGCUGUAUUGUCAGCGGUCUGGGUCGACUUUCGCGUCUGUGCAUGACAGCUUCUGGACCCAUGCGGCCAACGUGGGUGUCAUGAAUCGAGUAAGUUAAACGGAAUUGACAACCAAGCAGGGACCUUAUUUAGGGGAAUCCCAGAAUAUAAUUUUUGCCAGAAUAGUACUUUCGCAUCAUUCUCUGUUACAGCUAUAAAGUAUACUCAUUAAAUGCGCAUGUUAGAACUGCGUGAACAUGCGAGCAUGGAGCACCACAUGUCUUCGGAAUGGUAAUCUCAGGUCACAAAUGCUGCUCACAAAGGAUUAACAUUUUCUUAAGGUUACCCAGAUGAACGGGCUCUUUUAUUUGUUGGGUUGGAUUUGAAGGCAUUGCAAAACUCUCACUGCUCUCGACGAGGAGGAGUAAAUUUUAAUGAACUUAACUUUAAAUAGGGUUGUUUACUGUGCAUGCUAGUCCUAUGUAGUUCUUUUUGAGCAAGUUCUGUAAGUUCUAUUGUUCUGUUGUACCUGCAUUGGCUUCUUUUUUUUUAGGAGAUUUUACAUCGCGGAGGAGUUUAUCUAAAAAUGUUUGGAUACGUCGGUUUGUCAUCUGCUUUGUGACAAAGAAUGUACUCUAUUAAAAUUGUUGUAUAUUCUUAAUUUAGUUAAUUUAUUGGUAUUCAUAUUUGUUGGUUUUUUUUUUACUGACUGGCUCCCCUAGGGAAAGAUUGACUGGCUGACAAACAGACCGACUGAGCGAAAGAAUGACCGACCGAAUAACUGACUGACUGAUUGACUGCCAGAGGGAAAUAAUGACUGACUGAUGACUGAGUGAAUGAAUGACUGACUGACCAACCUAGUGAUUGAGUAGAAGAAUGACUGACUGCCUGUCGACUGACGGAGUGAAAGAAUGACUGGCUGACUGUCUGACCAACUAACUGAAUGAGUGAAAGAAUGAUCGGCUGACUGACUUACUGUAAGACUGGCUGACUAACUGACUGAGUGAAAGAUGACUGGCGGACAACCAGACUGAUUUAUUAAUAAACCGACAGAUUGAUUGAUUGAUUGACUGACUGAUAAUUGUUUUGCCUUUUUCAGAUUUGCCGCGAGCAGUUUGUCACACUCCACAGGGAACCCAUUCUUGAGGAACUUCAAAACCACUUCGAGAAGAAUUAUGCUAAUUUGAAGUAAGAUAAUUGUUUCUCGUUACGUCUCUUACUCUGCAGUAUCUUAUCAAUCCAAGGUUACAGCCUGAAGAACUGCGUUAACCCGUUGUGUUCGUGGCUGUCUUGUCGUUGCUUAGCUGAACAUGUAACAUUGAGACUAGACUACGAUUAUUCCCUUUUUUCGGCGAAGUCCAUCGCACGGGUCCAAAAAAUUCAGGGAAAAAGAUCGAUGUUUGCGCGUCGCGCAGAACUCUUUGUAUUAGACGCACUAACAUCAACUCUUUUUUGACUUCCGAAAAGGAAGGACUGUUCGCGGUUGGGACAGGAAUUUUUUUGGUUUAUUUUAUUUUGACGCUUAAUUAACAAGACACUUUUGUUACAGGCUUAAUCGUCCGUUGAAAUCGAAAAACUCGAAAGUGGAAAGAACGCGCGUAUCAUUUGAUGGACGACCUGAACUUGGUAAGUUUUUGAACGGCGUCACAGAAGUUAUCCUGAUACAAGUGCAAAUGAGCAUUCUGGAGAUGAUUUUUUUCUUAGUUUUAUUGUACACCAUCACGAUUCUUCAAUAAACUUUAACAUUGGCGAUUAUCAUCGCGACUCUUUUUCAAGAGAAGGUGUCUCUUUGGGCCACCCGCGCCUUUUUUUUUUUAACCUGGGGGGAGAGGAAGGGGGUUAUUUUUUCCUUACACUAAUUUUUUGUUUGUACCUCACCCUAUCCUUGCUCCUGCCGAAAAUUUUCUAAUGGCCUUACAGCUAGAGUGAUAUCAUUAAAAGAGAGCUUUUCUCUCUGCUUUAAAAAUGACUGAUCUAGUUGUAAUCCUUUUCUCUUUUUCACGAUCUUUCAGGUGAUUUUGACAUCAACGAAGUCCUGCACUCCACUUACUUUUUCUGUUGAUCAGCAAAAGAAUUGAAGGAUUCGAUCAAUCAAUGAGAUAAUGAAGAAUCAGUUUGUCUCAUGAAAGGAUCAGCCCUAUGUGGGUUUCGACACUUUAGGAUAUCACGUAACGAACGCAUUCGAAAGAGAAAGGCUUCGUCAUCAGUCUAUGUGAAGAAAACGCCAUCUCUUGGUCUACUGACGCUUAUUUAUGUUUGCUCUUGGGCACAGAAAAUGAACAAUAUCACCAUGGAAACCAUGAUAAUCCCUUUUCUCAAGUAAUUUUGCAUGGCCCAAGUACUUCAACGCGAAA